Molecule: messenger RNA, 1294 nt
Organism: Plectropomus leopardus (leopard coralgrouper)
Lineage: Eukaryota; Metazoa; Chordata; Actinopteri; Perciformes; Serranidae
Molecular function (GO): oxidoreductase activity
Source: RefSeq, a predicted model, not a curated record
CAAUCCAAAUACUGCUGGGCUUGAAGAGCAAGUUGGCUGAGUCUCCGUGGAUCAUCGACACCAGCAGAUCACUAGAGAUAAGAGCCGCAACACCAUCGACCUGAAGGAGCACAAAGCCGGACAGUCAACAUGAGCAGAUGUCUGAUCAGCAAGGCGGAGGUGCAGGCCUUCAUCGAGAGGUGUAUGACUGCUGUAGGCACCAAGCCGCAUCACGCCCGCAGCCUGGCUGAGGUGCUGGUGGAGGGGGACCACAGGGGCCACUACAGCCAUGGACUCAACAGGAUGGACAUGUAUGUAAAGGACAUCGAGACAAAAAUCUGUGCCAAGGACGGUGAGCCGGUGGUAGAGAAGGAGAGUGCAGCCACAGCGCUUGUGGAUGGGAAGAAUCUCCUGGGCCCUGUGGUGGGAAACUUCUGCAUGAAUCUCGCCAUUAAGAAGGCAAAAGAAUGUGGCAUUGGCUGGGUGGUGGCAAAAGGUUCCAACCACUACGGUAUUGCCGGAUACUACGCAAUGCAAGCUCUGAAGGAAAACAUGAUUGGCAUGUCAUUUACCAACACAUCCCCACUCGUGGUUCCCACACGUGGCACAGAGUGCACUUUGGGCACCAACCCCCUCAGCGUGGCAGCUCCUGCUAAAGAUGGAGACAGCUUUGUUCUGGACAUGGCCACAUCAGCAGUAGCACUCGGAAAGGUGGAGCUCCAUGAGCGGCGUGGAGACCCUAUCCCAGAGGGCUGGGGCUGUGACGCCAAGGGCAAGCUGGUCACUGACCCUAAGAAAGUUCUGAAUGGAGGAGGACUGGUGCCCAUCGGUGGCAGUGAAGCAACAGGAGGUUACAAAGGCUACGGUCUGGGAAUGAUGGUGGAGGUGUUUUGUGGUAUCUUGGCUGGUGCCCAGUACAGCAAACACAUCCGCACGUGGAAAGUAACAGACCGUGUUGCUGACCUGGGUCAGUGCUUCGUUGCGAUCAACCCAGAUAACUUUGCUCCUGGGUUCCCUGACAGGAUGUCAGACCUGCUGUCCAUCCAGAGAGGGAUGGAACCUGCUGAUCCCAGCACUCCUGUUUUGGCUGCUGGAGAUCCAGAGAGGGCAAACAUGAAGAAGUGUGAUCAGAUGGGUGGGAUCCCCUAUCACAUCAAUGUCGUCAACUACAUGAAUGAAUGUGGUAAGAGAGUUGGUGUCAGCCAGCUGCUUCCAUGUGACAAUCUCAUCUCCAAUUAGUCGGUCAAGUCAAGAUUCUCAGCGUUUGAAAAUCUUUUUCAUCUUGAAGUUCACAUUGAGCUGCGUGGCAAUGCAU